Molecule: messenger RNA, 1400 nt
Organism: Solea senegalensis (Senegalese sole)
Lineage: Eukaryota; Metazoa; Chordata; Actinopteri; Pleuronectiformes; Soleidae
Gene: lypc
Product: ly6 domain containing, pigment cell
Exons: 3
Coding region: 749-1135 (128 amino acids)
Source: RefSeq, a predicted model, not a curated record
UUUUCAAUCCCAACUUCCUCUGUUGUUUUGGGAAUAAGGCAUGUGUCUCAGAGCGGCCGUGUGAUGAGCACAUGACAAAACUUUAUAUUCUAUUGGUGAAAUGUUUAUGUUUAACGGUUCACUUCGCCUCUCUCAGAUCAACAACACAUAGAAAUAUUCCAGGUUUAACGGUAAAAUAACCUUUUUACACCAAACGUGACACAAUGCUAGAUCUACCUAUCCCUCUAUCUAUCAAAGCUAUCAAAGCUAUCAAAGGGUCCAUCCCUUAUCUAAUAGAAGGUAUAUGUGAUCUCGGUUUGCUAUUAACUGUGUGUGAAUCUGUUUGAGCUACUGUUGACGUCUGAGCUUGAAGUAAGUAUGAGCAGAAAUGUCUGAUUUGCAAUUACAGUCUGCUGACGGUAAUAACCUCGCCUAAUGAAAGUCAGGGAGGAGAUGCCGAUGGCCUGAGUAACACAGGAGUUGAGAUUAGACUUAUACGACAGAAGAUAAAGUGUCCAGAGAGACAGAAAAAGACAAAGUCAGUGCGGAUAACACUUUCAUAUCAAGCGCACCAAUAAGAAGUUAAGAGUAAGAGAAACAGAAGGAGAAGUCAUAACGAGAGUUUAGAGUCUGCGUUUGUACAUCAAAGAAGAAGAAAUUGAAUUUGGGAAUGAGUGGAGGAGAAAUCGGUCACGGUGGUUAGUUCAAUGAAACGAUUGUAACGUUCCAGGAGGAGAUUCUUUUUUCCAGCAUCGCCAGAAGAAGGACCAUGUCUCAUCUGUGGCUUCCCAUCGUCAUAUUCCUGUGUUUUCUUCCACUAGCAGCCUGUUUGCAAUGUUACACCUGUUUGAUCCCGACCGUCUCUCCUGUGGACUGCAUCAAGUUUCCUCAGGAGUGUCCGGCCGGGCAGCGCUGCCUGUCCAGUACCGCGACAGCAAAACAAGGCGCUCUGGAGAUGACUAUGUACGAGAAGAGCUGUGCCAUCCCCGCCCAGUGCGGCCUGAGCGGACAGAAAUCCACCGCAGGUCUCAAAUUCAACUACACCAACGUCUGCUGUGACACGGACCUGUGCAACAGCGCCGUGACUGUUGCUGCCCUCAGCUGGAGUGGAGCGUCUCUCUGUGUGCUGCCUGCACUCGCUCUGCUGCUGAGCUGAAGCUGCCGAGCUGAAGUUUAACGAGUUUAACCCUUAGAACACAGAGCAUUUUAGCUGCUUUUUUCCAUUACUAUGUUUAAACAUACAGUAUAUACAGAGGGCCUUGAAUUUCCUUUUGGGUACCACAAGUUUUUUGAAAUUGAAUAGAAUUAAAUAAGAAUGUACAAUAUAGUACAUAUAGAGUAUCUUACAUCCUUUUUUUAAGCACAACCUACGCAAUCUGAUGAAAAAAAAAACAUUAAUUUUCACCAACUCUAUAAACACA